Molecule: messenger RNA, 1005 nt
Organism: Mya arenaria
Lineage: Eukaryota; Metazoa; Mollusca; Bivalvia; Myida; Myidae
Product: histidine-rich protein PFHRP-II-like
Exons: 2
Coding region: 1-1005 (334 amino acids)
Source: RefSeq, a predicted model, not a curated record
AUGACUGAUGUGCAUAUCAAGUUUAAAGACUCCACAACAAGUCAUUCAGUAGUUACUGCUCAGAAAGGAAACCAUUACACAAUAUGGGCACAUAGCAGCCAUAACAACCAUGACACAAAAUGGGCACAUAGCAGCCAUGACAACCAUGACACAAAAUGGGCACAUAGCAGCCAUGACAACCAUGACACAAAAUGGGCACAUAGCAGCCAUGACAACCAUGAGACAAAAUGGGCACAUAGCAGCCAUGACAACCAUGACAUAAAAUGGGCACAUAGCAGCCAUGACAACCAUGAGACAAAAUGGGCACAUAGCAGCCAUGACAACCAUGAGACAAAAUGGGCACAUAACAGCCAUGACAACCAUGAGACAAAAUGGGCACAUAGCAGCCAUGACAACCAUGAGACAAAAUGGGCACAUAUCAGCCAUGACAACCAUGAGACAAAAUGGGCACAUAUCAGCCAUGACAACCAUGAGACAAAAUGGGCACAUAGCAGCCAUGACAACCAUGACACAAAAUGGGCACAUAUCAGCCAUGACAACCAUGAGACAAAAUGGGCACAUAGCAGCCAUGACAACCAUGACACAAAAUGGGCACAUAGCAGCCAUGACAACCAUGACAUAAAAUGGGCACAUAGCAGCCAUGACAACCAUGACACAAAAUGGGCACAUAGCAACCAUGACAACCAUGACACAAAAUGGGCACACAGCAGCCAUGACAACCAUGACACAAAAUGGGCACAUAGCAGCCAUGACAACCAUGACACAAAAUGGGCACAUAGCAGCCAUGACAACCAUGACACAAAAUGGGCACAUAGCAGCCAUGACAACCAUGACACAAAAUGGGCACAUAGCAGCCAUGACAACCAUGACACAAAAUGGGCACAUAGCAGCCAUGACAACCAUGACACAAAAUGGGCACAUAGCAGCCAUGACAACCAAGACACAAGAUGGGCACAUAGCAGCCAUGACAACCAUGACACAAAAUUGGGAACAAAGCAGCCAUGA